Styela clava is the source of this 1201-nucleotide messenger RNA. Its product is annotated as large ribosomal subunit protein uL29m-like. The record is from RefSeq and is a predicted model, not a curated record. Gene Ontology annotation, cellular component: mitochondrial ribosome; mitochondrial large ribosomal subunit. Gene Ontology annotation, molecular function: structural constituent of ribosome. Gene Ontology annotation, biological process: mitochondrial translation. Lineage: Eukaryota; Metazoa; Chordata; Ascidiacea; Stolidobranchia; Styelidae.
GACAUUAGCAUGUACCGUACGGUACCUCGGGCAUGAUAAGAUUCGGUACCGGUAGUUUAUGGAAACUGAGUAAGUUUUGAAGUAAUUUUAUCCUGAUUGGUUUGUCGUUAUUGGCACUGCAAUGCUUAAAGGGGUGAAAUUUGCGCUAUGUACCGCCUUUCAGUACACAUAUCGUCAAAAGAAUUCACACCAAAUUAGCAAUUGUAUAAAAUCAGCCUGGGAAAACAUUGAUGCUUCAAAUACAUUAAAAGUAUCUAGAAGAAACAUUUAUAUAUGCACAAGAGAUCAAGGCUUGGAAGAAUUUUUUGAGCCUCCGAAAAAUAUUGGACACAAGCAUAUCAAAUCUGCAGCACCUUGGUCAAGAGAUCUUUUGCGAUUGAAAAGCAGUGAAGACCUACAUAAAUUAUGGUUUGUACUACUAAAAGAAAGAAAUAUGUUGGAAACUAUGCAGUUCCACUACGAGACUGUCGAUGAACCAAUGCCCAGUCCAGAACGCCUCGAAAAGGUUGCAGAGUCAAUGAGUAAUCUAAGAGAUGUUUUGGAGGAACGUGAAAAAUCAAUAAAUAUGCUUUUGCUUGGAAGACCUACUAAAGCGCAUGGUGAAUAUAGAAAAAGUGGUUUGGGAGCUACAUACUGGUAUCAAUAUAAACCACACGUGAUCCCUAAGGAACUCGCAAAAGACGUUUACGGAGAUAAACCAGCAGAUUUAGCAUCUUUCAAUAUGUUUCUUCAUGAAUGGCACAUACGAUUUCAGGAGCGCAGGGAGAAAGUUUGGGCUCGACGGAAAUCCGCACUCAGGUUGAAAUGGAUAAGAAUUCGAGAGAACAAUCCAUCCCUUCCAAAAAGUCCCCCAAAGUGGUGGUUGGACAGGUUCAAAUGUAAACUUCGUUAUGGGCUGCAUCCAGAAGUGCAGAUUUACCUGCAAAUGAAAAACUCUACCAAACGUAAAAUACCAUAUCCUAAAAGGUAUCACAGUGAUUAUUAAACGCAAUGACAAAAAAGGCUGUGAUUAUAUGUUCAGCAUGGAUAGAUUUUUAACCAUAAUCUCAGAUUCAUCAGAGUCGCUGGUUGGUGUGUUUUUCCGUCUUGCUGAUUUUCGCUUAUUCUUAUCUCGUCGAGCUUGAUCCUGUCUUUGCCGGUUGGUCAACUGUAAUAGAAUUUAUCAAUCAUUGUUUGAAAUAAUAUUUUUGAUGGGCUCCUU